AUGUGGACCAUCUUAGGCGGCGGGCUGCACGUUACCGACCCUCGUGUUAAGCCUGAAAACCUCAAGAAAAUCAGCACUUAUCUCUUCGCAGAAGAGUUCUACUAUCUUCUUCUACAGUUCUUCAUAAAGAUGUCGUUCCUCUUCUUCUAUCGCCGCACACUCGAGGUCACACCAGGUUUUAGGAUCGCGGUAAUAACCACUAUGAUCCUGGUCGGCUUGCAGACGAGCGGCACAUGGAUUUUCUACGGCCUGCAAUGUAUCCCCAUCCAGGCCUUUUUCACCCCAGAACUUUAUCCGAACGCUGUCUGCAUUUCCUCUGGUCUAUCAUACUACUUGCCCUCCGUUGCUGUAAGUCGCUCGUCACCUGUCAGACUACUCUCCACUGACACUAUGCAGAACGUCUUCAUGGACGUAGUGAUUUAUCUCCUCCCGAUCUACCCUCUGUGGAACGUACAAACUACGGUCCGCCGCCGAAUCGGUCUGAUGUGCGUCUUUACCCUUGGAGGCUGCACGAUUAUGAUUUCGCUUCUUCGCUUCAUCGUCCUGUGGCAACUCGCAAACACGAAAGAUGUGUCGUACAUCUUCGGCUCCGUCACGAUCGUCACUUCUAUCGAAUUCGCGGUAGCGAUCAUCACCGCCAAUAUGCCUGGAAUGUACGGCUUCUACCGUGCAAGGGUAUCGAGAAAAGAGCAGAGUUCCACUGAGGGAUACCACUUUGGCAUUGCUACCCCUGGAUCCAAGGGCCGUUCUUUAGGGAACGCUAGUCGUGUAACAAAGGGUAGCAAACUGAGCACUCAUGGCGAGGAAGAUGAUGUAAGAACAGGGAGCCAGGACGAGCUGUACCCAAUGAGCAAUCUCGGCGAGAGCGAAGAGGAGCAGAAUAUACGCGUCACUACGAAGGUCAUAGUCGAAGGAGAAGAUCCCAAGAGAUUGCCCAGGAGUAGUCUCAGGAGCCUCAGAAAGGGACAUUGA
Molecule: messenger RNA, 972 nt
Organism: Alternaria hordeiaustralica
Lineage: Eukaryota; Fungi; Ascomycota; Dothideomycetes; Pleosporales; Pleosporaceae
Exons: 3
Coding region: 1-972 (323 amino acids)
Source: RefSeq, a predicted model, not a curated record